AGGACCUUGAGGCUGGGCUGUGACAGCAUCCGUAGGGUCUACGGCUUAUGACUGAAGCAGGAGCUUUCUGGGCCUUCAGGGCUCGUCUUUGGGAUGCUGUAUCCUGCUUAUUACUCGUACAAAGCUGUGAAGACAAAAAAUGUGAAGGAAUAUGUUCGCUGGAUGAUGUAUUGGAUUGUGUUUGCUCUCUAUACAGUUACUGAAACAAUAACUGACCUAACAGUCUCCUGGUUUCCACUGUAUUAUGAACUGAAGAUUGCUUUUGUUGUUUGGCUCCUUUCCCCAUAUACAAGAGGAGCAAGUUUAAUCUACAGGAAACUUCUUCAUCCUCUUCUCUCUUCUAAAGAAAGGGAGAUUGAUGAAUAUAUUGUGCAAGCCAAAGAAAAAGGCUAUGAGACCAUGGUGAAUUUUGGAAGACAAGGGUUGAAUUUAGCAGCCUCUGCUGCAGUGACAGCAGCUGUGAAGAGUCAAGGUGCAAUAACCGAGAAGCUGAGAAGUUUCAGUAUGCAUGACCUGACCACUAUACAAGGAGAUGAGCCAGUGGGCCAGAGACCCUAUCAAACACUGCCAGAAACAAAAAGGAAAACCAGAGCCUCUACAAGUGAAUCUGCAGGUUACAAAAUGCCUUUGGAAAAAAAUCCUGGAGAUGAUAAAACAGAUGAAGACAUGGAGGGGACACAUUCAGAAGAUGAGAUGUUUGCUCAGAGGGGCCUUCGAAGGUCUCAAAGCAUGAAAUCUGUGAAAACUAUUAAAGGCCGUAAGGAGAUACGCUAUGGAUCACUGAAAUACAGAGUAAAGAAGAGGCCUACAGUAUAUUUUUGAGUGUACAGCACAAUGCUUGCAAGCAUUAACUACUGUAUUCUAAUAAUUUCAGUACAUCAAGUUUUAAAGAUCUGUGUGUAAUUCAUAUCAUGAAUAUGUAUGAAUAGAUAUGGGAGGACUUGGGUUUUAGGAGCCUGUGGGAUAAAGUAUUCCUCUGCUUUUAUGUAAUUACAUGUUAUUUGGACAAAUCUGGACAGGCUAUAAUAUGAGUUUCAGCGCUCAUUAGAUGAGAAUUAAAUGAAUAACA
Tinamus guttatus (white-throated tinamou) is the source of this 1069-nucleotide messenger RNA. The record is from RefSeq and is a predicted model, not a curated record. Lineage: Eukaryota; Metazoa; Chordata; Aves; Tinamiformes; Tinamidae.